AUGGCAACUCCACGCUACCUCACAGCCCAGAAGAUCAGCCUGCUAGUCCUGGUCCGCCUUUACUGCAGUUCGGCACUACCAACCUCCGCAACGAUACCAAUCCUUUCUUUCAUACUUUCUCACACAGUCUCUCCUCCGACGUCAAAUGCUCAGAGCCACCGCUCCUUUGGGCCUGCAUCCUCAGAGCACACUGCCGCCUUUUCGAUUGACCUUUUCGAGGAUGUCCUCCAAGGACAUACGUCCAGCAUGCCAGGCCGGACGCUCCUCGAUCUGUUCCUAAAACACAUGUGGGAAUUGAGUUCGUUUGAUGCAUUGCAUGACUUGAUUGAUAACCUUGGAGAGCUUCUAAGCACGCCACUCUCUGCGGACGGCCAGGAUGAACCAUCUUCAGAUCGCAUAUUUCUCUCGAAGACUUCUCCUUUGGGCGCCUUCGUCCGAAGGGCGCGACUGGAGUUCACAAGGCUGCAAUUCGAUGAUGCAAUGAAGCUCUGGUCCUUGUUUGUCAAGUACAGGGCUCCUACAUCCCAAUGGACGAAGCGGCUAGCCGGAAUCGCUUCUGGUGGUGUGGAUAGAGUUGCUGCAGAGAUGGGUCUAAGACCUGGCGAUGAUCUGUACGAGGUCACAUAUGGACAUUUGGAAGACCAAGAACAAGAAGGAGAGGGGCUGAGUACCGAUGACCUUGACCGGAUACUUGACUUUCAGCUGGACCGUUUGCAGCGAUUUGGCGAUCGCGUUCCUGAGAACAUGAAGCACCAGCUUCGCAGCAUGGUCAGCUCCUCAGGCUUAGUCCAUCGACAGGCUCAUCUCGUUCAAUUUUUUGAUGCGUGGAAAGCUGGGGACUACACUUCUUCUUUUGACAACUUGCAUCGCUAUUACGACUACGCAAUGCAGACACGCGAGAAGAUCCACUACCAGUACGCCCUUCUACACAUGGCCAUUUUACAAGCAGACUUUGGUUGUUUUGGCGAGGCUAUUGCUGCCAUUACAGAGACCAUCGCGACAGCUCGAGAAAAUCAAGAUAUGACCUGUUUGAGCUUCAGCCUGAGCUGGCUCAACCAUAUGGCCAAGGCCCACCCAAAACAGAUGAAAGGUGCAGGCUACAUGAGCAUGCUUGGUAGCGAGCGGGAUGUUUUGACCUUCCUGAAGGCCAAAGCAAAGGAUACGAAAAUGUACAACCUUUUGAGGGGACUCUGUUUCUCGCGCAUUGGAGUACAUAUACCAAUCAUCACAUCUCAAUAUGAGAGAAAACACUUGGCCUACCCCACAUGGCGAAUGUACAUUGUGAACUUCUGCUAG
Parastagonospora nodorum SN15 is the source of this 1296-nucleotide messenger RNA. RefSeq lists its product as hypothetical. Gene Ontology annotation, cellular component: anaphase-promoting complex. Gene Ontology annotation, biological process: positive regulation of mitotic metaphase/anaphase transition; anaphase-promoting complex-dependent catabolic process; protein K11-linked ubiquitination. The transcript has 3 exons. The record is from RefSeq and is a predicted model, not a curated record. Lineage: Eukaryota; Fungi; Ascomycota; Dothideomycetes; Pleosporales; Phaeosphaeriaceae. Bases 1 to 1296 code for a protein of 431 amino acids.